GCUUCGCGAGCGCUAGACCUCGAGCUGUCUCCAUUUCCGAGCGCCCACUUUCGAAAUGGCAGACGGAAGGAAGCUGGAGAUUGGGGCGAGCUCGAGGCCAAUUUAAGGACGUUACACAAUUUCCGAUCCGGAUGCAAGAUGGCUGCGCCCAGUGGUGCAUUCCAACCUCGUGAGCGCCGGGCUGCGGAGCAGGAAGAGGACUGGGAUGCUGUGGCGCCCAAGCGGCCCCGACUUGGGGCGGGUAGCAAGAUCGGAGGCCGUAGGCUCAUUGUGGUGCUGGAAGGAGCCAGUCUGGAGACAGUCAAGGUGGGGAAGACGUAUGAGCUGCUCAACUGUGACAAGCACAAGUCCAUCUUGUUGAAGAAUGGCCGGGACCCUGGGGAAGUGAGGCCGGACAUAGCUCACCAGAGUUUACUGAUGCUGAUGGACAGUCCCCUGAACCGGGCGGGCUUGCUCCAGGUUUACAUCCAUACGCAGAAGAAUGUGCUGAUUGAAGUGAACCCCCAGACUCGAAUUCCCAGAACCUUUGACCGCUUUUGUGGCCUCAUGGUUCAGCUUUUACACAAACUCAGCGUUCGAGCUGCUGAUGGCCCCCAGAAGCUCUUGAAGGUGAUUAAGAAUCCAGUGUCAGACCACUUCCCAGUUGGGUGUAUGAAAAUUGGCACUUCUUUUUCUGUCCCGGUCGUCAGUGAUGUGCGAGAACUGGCGCCCAGCAGUGACCCCAUUGUCUUUGUGGUGGGGGCCUUUGCCCAUGGCAAGGUAGCCGUGGAGUACACAGAGAAGAUGGUGUCCAUCAGCAACUACCCGCUCUCUGCUGCCCUCACCUGUGCAAAAGUCACCACCGCCUUUGAAGAAGCGUGGGGGGUCGUCUGACAGCAGAGCCCGGUCCCAACAGACACUGCGAAUGUUGCUUCCCGCCCCUGUCCUCAGUUGACUGCUGGAAGACCCCCACCCCCGCACCCAAACUGGGGUCUGCGGAAGUCCAGGCUGUACGCCUG
This is a messenger RNA of Budorcas taxicolor (takin), 998 nucleotides long. RefSeq names its product EMG1 N1-specific pseudouridine methyltransferase (gene EMG1). The record is from RefSeq and is a predicted model, not a curated record. Gene Ontology annotation, cellular component: nucleolus; small-subunit processome. The coding region runs from base 139 to 873 and encodes 244 amino acids. Gene Ontology annotation, molecular function: rRNA binding; rRNA (pseudouridine) methyltransferase activity. The transcript is spliced from 6 exons. Gene Ontology annotation, biological process: rRNA base methylation. NCBI's taxonomy places the organism in Eukaryota, Metazoa, Chordata, Mammalia, Artiodactyla, Bovidae.